Messenger RNA from Ciona intestinalis (vase tunicate), 2903 nucleotides. RefSeq names its product cadherin-related family member 2-like. Gene Ontology annotation, biological process: homophilic cell-cell adhesion. The record is from RefSeq and is a predicted model, not a curated record. Gene Ontology annotation, molecular function: calcium ion binding. Gene Ontology annotation, cellular component: plasma membrane. NCBI's taxonomy places the organism in Eukaryota, Metazoa, Chordata, Ascidiacea, Phlebobranchia, Cionidae.
UUGUAAUCGAUGAUAAUUUAUCGAAGCUACCUCAAAGCGGUUGAGUAUUUCUGUCAUCCCAUUCAGCUUUGUUCAAAAAUUUCAAGUACUUUUGAGUGAGUUACUCACAGAUAUUUCUUUUUGUAUGUGCUGUCUUUUCGAGGUUUUAGUAUACCAUCAGUUCGUUAGACAGAAAGUUUAGAACUUCUGAUGCUGAGAGAAUUGCAGUGCUUAUAUUUUACUAGAAACAAAUGUUCUGAUACAAAAUGAAGCAUAUUCUUAUGUUGCCAAUGUUUUUUGUGGUUGCAUAUGGUAUUACUUGGCAGCCACAUAACUCAACCACAAACACUGGAGAUUUGAAUUCGGCUAAAUUCUGUGAAGACAUGGAGGUCACAAACACUCCAUUUUAUACACUAGUUGCCACUGGAUCAAGCAAUAUAAAAUACGAGAUAACUGGAGCUGAAUUCCUAGUUUAUGUUGAUUUAAAUGAAAAUACUGGGGAGCUUACAUUAUUAGAACAAAUUGAUAGAGAGACAACACCUUCAUUUACAAUUAAUGUCAAAGCAACUGCUGGAACAGAAUCUGAUAUUGAGACUUCAACGAUCGACAUAAGUGAUGCAAACGACAAUGAUCCAUUUUUUCUAGGCCUUCCUUAUAGUAAGAGUGUUUUAGAAUAUCCAUGGACAAAUAAAACUGUGCUUGUUGCCGAAGCAACUGAUAUAGAUGAUGGAUAUGCUGGAAGUGUUCGUACUUAUACCUUCGAGGAGGCAACAAACCAGCUGAACUUUACUGGCUAUCCUGAUUACAUGGUAUUGGUAAAUGAAAAUGCAAAAAUAGAUUAUGAAAGCUCUCCGGUUAUAAGUGCAACAAUUACAGCUGAGGAUGGGGGAUCUGCAGCAUGUGGUGGAUCGGAAACACGAAAGGCUUCUGCACCUGUACUUGUUACUGUAUUGGAUGGACCUGAUAGACCACCAAUUUUUACCAGUGCUCCUUACUAUGUGACUAUAGAGGAAAACCGUCAGGAGGAUCUUGUGCAAGUAGAAGCACGAGAUCAGGAUUACAGUCUUAAUUGGGAAAUUGAGUAUUCCUUGGUUGAACAAGAAGCAAAAAACAUUCUUACCAUAGAUUCAACAACUGGCCAAAUAGCAGUCACUGGUGAUAUUGAUGCUGAUAGCAAUCAAAACAAUGGGGUUUUUCAAUUUUCAGUUAUGGCCAAAGAAAAAGUUCCAGCAGAUAAUACAUUUCCAGAUAUGGGAAUUGGUUUUCCACUUAAUGCUACAACAACUAUUAGUGUCACUGUGGAAGAUAUUAAUGACAAUAAACCAAUUUUCUACCGAGUGACUGACUCUAGCACCAACAACAUAAUAAAGGAAAACAACUUUAAUGCAACAAUUGAAGAAAACACAUCUAAUUUUAUCACCAUUCCUGGGAUCAAUAUGUUUGUUAAAGAUCUUGACCAGGCUGAUAAUGCAGUUUUUUCUCUUUCAACAACAUCCAAUGCCUUUGAGGUUGUACCUUCGGAGGUAAAUGGGGAAGCUAAUAUCAAUCUUAGGGUAAAAGAUUCAACUUUACUUGAUUUUGAAACGACAAAGGAGUUUCAAGUUGAAAUCGUUGCCAGAGAAAUGCGUACCACUGAAAAAUUUUCAGCUUCAGCGACUGUUGUCAUAGAGUUAACAGAUGAAAAUGACAAUUCACCAGAAUUUGGGCAAGAUACAUUUUCUGCAAAAGUUAAGGAAGAUGCAAAAGUUGGAACACCAGUUGCUUUUAUUAAUGCAACAGAUAAAGACACAGGAAUAAACAAAGAAAUAACAUACAGCAUUCUCCCUCCUGACAUUUUUGCCAUCAACCCAAAUACCAGCGAGGUCAGAGUAAAUGCAAACCUUGACCGAGAAAAAAUAUCAAAGUAUUACUUAAGCGUUCGUGCUACUGAUGGUGGAAAUCGUUUUACCACCACAACGUUAGAUAUUACUAUCUUGGAUGUGAAUGAUGAAAUUCCUCGAUUUCAAAGAAGUUCAUACUCAGCAGUUAUCAAAGAAGGGGACGCGGAGUUUAACCCAAAUGUUGCAGUUUAUGCAGUUGAUGAUGAUGAAUCAAACACAACAAACAGCAUGGUUAAAUACUAUGUUGCUAAUGGAGAGCUCUCAGAUAACUUUACGAUGGAUCCUUCUGAUGCUCAGUAUCAGAAAGAAGGCAAUCUGCUCCUUAAUUCUCCAUUAGACUUUGAAUCUCUUCCUGAAUCACUUGUGAAAUGUGAGAAUGGGGCUGUCGGGGUUAUUCUGCUAACUAUAGUUGCAGAGGACCAGGGAUCCCCCAAGCAAAGUAGUUCUGUAAAUAUUACAAUAACAGUCGAGGAUGUAAAUGACCAUAAGCCAUUUUUUGAAAAUGGCACAUAUCAAAUUGAGGUAGCUGAAAGAACAUCUGCACUCACUGAAGUAUUAAAGUUAAAAGCUUUUGACAUGGAUACAUGCUCUCCAAACAACCUCCUUGAUUAUUCGAUAAGCUCCGAUGACACUUCUGAUUCUUUUAUCAUUGAAACCAUGGUAGAAGAUGACCACCGCAUUGGUGUCUUAAAGAAGAAGACCGCCCACGCUGGGAAGACUUUGCUAACUUUGCGUGCUGUUCUCUAAGUUUAACCUUGGAAGAUUUUACUUUUCGUACCUUUAUACUAGUCUUAUCCGUGUUGUCGUUCGACUUGGUUGAUGUUUCAAGCGCAUCGUUGCUUGACGCGAUCCGAUGCCGCUGAGUAUGCAAGUUGAGUAUGACGUCAUCAUUCAGAUGCCAACCUUGCUCUCCGUGUGCUCCGUAAUUGACAACAUCCAAGAAUGUCGCCUGGGAUGAAUCGCCCGUCUUUCCCGUAAAUGUAUUCGUGAUGCGCUGGGAGAUGGCUCUGCGAACUUUAGCUGUUGGUCGCACAGUCAAUGUGC